This is a messenger RNA of Dalotia coriaria, 1206 nucleotides long. RefSeq lists its product as uncharacterized. The transcript is spliced from 2 exons. Bases 194 to 1165 code for a protein of 323 amino acids. The record is from RefSeq and is a predicted model, not a curated record. NCBI's taxonomy places the organism in Eukaryota, Metazoa, Arthropoda, Insecta, Coleoptera, Staphylinidae.
GAUUACAACCAAGGUGCUCUUGCACGAAUCAAGUGUGCAUCGUUUUAUAAACAAGAGCUAAACUGUUUCCGUGAGUUAUUCAGAUCACAAGGGUGGCACCAGUCGCAAGUUAAAGACGACGUCGAGCAUUUAGUAAAAGCCUGCAACGAAAUCGUUGAAAAAAGUAAAACUAAUCAAACAAAUCAAACAACUUAUGGAUAUGGAUAUUGGUUUCGCAAGUUUUCAAUUUGAAAAGUUAACGAACAAUAACUUCGUGACGCCAUUGAAUUCACACGAGAUCGCGCCGGGAGAGGACUCUGACAUCGAAUCCAACGAAUAUCCUGAACCACGCUCAGAUUCCGUCAUCAACAAUUACACAGUUGUUGAACAAAUAAAUCAAGUUUACAGCGAGAAUAAUUAUGUUCAGAACAUAAAUGAUCCCAAUGCGGCUGCUAAUUUAUUACAUGAAAGUUCUCAAGCAACAACUUUAUCAACCUACAAUAUAAAUCAAUGGAGUGUGUUAUCCUUAGACACGCAACCAAUUAUACAACCGAUUCAACUAAACAAAGUUAACGAAGAAAUAAACUUUCUCCCUUUCGAUGCACCUGGUCAAACCAACAACCAGGCCACUCCUCGUGCUGCAUCCUCCGAAGAUCUUUACGAAAGCAGUUCAUCAAUGCGCUACCAUUUCGAUGUUGAAUGCAUAAAAGAGAAAAUCGCAGCCAUGUGGGCCAAAACGCAAUCAUUGGAUGAUCAUCUAGAUGAGAAUGACUUUACAAUCUUAAAAACCAGUUUGCAGUUGGGGAAUGAAACAAUCACCACUGCGCUGUCUAAGAAACUGGAUGAGUUGAUGGUUGUGAAGCGUCGCACGUAUGAAUUGAAUCAACAACAACGCGCGAAGACACGUAUUAAUCCGUUUGAUCUAGAGUUGACUCCCGAGCAGAAAGAGGCGGUGUUGAAGUUGCCUACGUUGAUCAACAAAAACAAGGCGGUUGCGAAACGGAGAAAUGAACCUACUGAAAGAGAUAAGAAGGCUGGAUUGCGUAUUUUGCCCGAUAUAACUGAUAUCGACUUCGUUGAUCCUGAAGAUUUAUUGAUUCCUAAGAAGUUGAUGAAGUGGCAGGACGUUUUGAGCGAGGAUAUUCCAGAGGGUGGUAUUUUAAAUCGCUUGGAAGGGAAGCAAUGAGUUGUUAUUGUUUUAAAUAAACAAAAUGUUAAUAUUUUAUA